Messenger RNA from Sorghum bicolor (sorghum), 1056 nucleotides. Its product is annotated as non-specific lipid-transfer protein C4. The record is from RefSeq and is a predicted model, not a curated record. The transcript has 2 exons. The coding region runs from base 421 to 732 and encodes 103 amino acids. Lineage: Eukaryota; Viridiplantae; Streptophyta; Magnoliopsida; Poales; Poaceae.
UCCCAAACAGGUCAAUUAUUAAUUUAAAGAGGCAGUAGUGCUACUACAACUCGUUCAGCUCAACUCUGAGCACGCCUCGUCUUCCUCGUCAACCCCGGCGGAGAUGAACGGCAACGAAGAGGCUGAGGCGCUGAUGAGCUCAAGAACGUGACGCCGCGCGUACCUCGCGUUCAGUUGGCUCACACACAACUGCAACUGCAGCGCUCGCUCUUCCCAAACCACAAGACCCGCCUCCUGAUCCGUCCGUAGGUGAGCCAUGCAAAGCUCGCCGCGCCCUAGUCCGUUGCACACUUCAUCAAAGCUACAAAUAGCGGCGGUGCACCAAGCCACACUUCCCAAGCAAGCCAGCAGAGCAGGGAGAAGCCUCAGCCUCCACGUCCACAACACCAGGAGCAGGAGCACGUCCGGCAGGCAACAACAAUGGCGGCGCUAGAGGCGGCCACCACCAGCACCGUCCCGCGCGCGCUCCUCGCCGCGUGCCUCGUCCUGCUGGUCCUCGGCGGCGGCCCGUCGUCGUCGGUGCAGGCGCAGGGCGGCGGCGGGCUGUGCCUGCCGCAGCUGAACGGCCUCCUGGCGUGCCGCGCGUACCUGGUGCCCGGCGCGCCGGACCCAAGCGCCGACUGCUGCAGCGCGCUGAGCGCCGUGUCGCACGAGUGCGCCUGCAGCACCAUGGGCAUCAUCAACAGCCUCCCCGGCCGCUGCAACCUCGCCCAAGUCAACUGCUCCGCUUGAAAGCAGGAGCGAGCUGCCACGGAUGCUGCUGCAAUGCGUGCAGGGAAGAGGAAUAAGAAGGGUUUUCCAUUUCACAGUUGAGAGUAGCAGCCGAGCUCCACUGCUCCAGCUUUUGUCUUGACCACCGCCGGCAUCGCCCAACGUUGUUGUCGUUGUUUUCUUUCGAUAUUCAGAGACUGUCUUCCGGGUCUAUAUCAUCACCAUAAAUAAAAUAAGUAAAACCAAACCAUGCAUGACCAUCAUGCAACCUCUUCUAUCGUACACUUCCCUUGUGAUGCCUGUUCAUUUUGAUAUCAGAGACCUUCUUUACUUGGAAAUUUUUUU